ACAGAUUUUGUAAUUUCAUCCUUCCUGUUUCGUAUACCUUUUAUUAAAUCAUGGCGAAACAAGAGUUAAAGUAUUCAGAAUGUCCAAUUCCAAAAUCUACUUUCACCACUUUUAUGGACGAGGGUGGCAUGCACUACCGAGCUGGACAUUUUAGAAAGGCACUCUUCUGUUUUGAUCGGGCAUUGGAACUACAAUCAACGAGUAAAGCUGCUCUCGUUUGGAGAAGUCAAUGUCAUUUGAAACUGGGGGACGCCCAGGCGGCUUUGAAAGAUGCUCAAGCUUCAUUUGAGUCGGACGACACGUAUAUUCAAGGCCUGUACCAGUAUGCCGAAGCGUUGUUCAAUUUGGGACAGUUCGAGCAAGCAGCCAUUUCGUACCACCGGGGAUUUCGUGCUCGUAGAGACAAGGAGGAGUUCCGAGUUGGGAUUAACAAGUGUCAAGAAGCCAUCCGGCGAGCCAUUGGAGAGAGACAAGCCACACAGAUUGAAGAUCUCGAAGUGAUUCUCCCCCAAAUUGAUGAAAUUAACAACACGGAGAAAGGCAACGCUGGGCACUGCUGCGUAUUGGACAGAGCGAGUGAGAUUGAGCUGAGAAAGAAGGGUAUUAAAAAGAACGUAACCUCAAAGGCCAGAGCUCGCUGGGUGGAUCGAGAAGUUCUUGGCGUCUUGCAACAAGACAAGGAUUAUCUGACCAAAUUUUUGAAACGGCCAGAUAUUGAGGGAAACCAUCAGAGUGGCUCAGAUUCGUUAAGAACUUCGGCAAAAGAAGCCCUCAAAUAUCUUGAAAUCAGAGAACAAUUUUGGCGUAUGCAAAAUCCAAUGUACUCUCGUAAAGUUGGCCUAAAUUUCAACAAUGAUAUGGUUAUACAAUACGAAAAACAAGAGCUAGAAAGGAUGGAAGCUUGUCGUAAAAUCAAAAUGGACGCUGCUCAAGGAGCUGUUUUGAAAAAUUUGACGCAAAUCGAGCACGCUUUACAAAUUGGCCGAGCUCAAGAUUGUCAACUUGAAUGCGAGCGAGCUUUGAGACAAAUCAAGGAAAUAAGUCUUCGACUUCUCCCCCGAAAGCCAGAGUUUACCACGCAAAUUUUGCAUUUCAAAGGACUCGCACUCUUGAAACUCAAAAACUUUGACGCAGCAGUGGCAACAUUUCAAGAGGAGUUCAAUGUGGCCGUUCAACACAAAAUGCCUGAAAUUAAGUCUCGAGCAUUGGAUUUCUUGGGGAGAAGCUUUGCCCUGAAGGGCUCAUAUGCAGAAGCAGCCGAAGUUUGGGACAGCCGGCUUGCCAUUGCUAAAACGCCGGUCGAAAGGGCUUAUCUAUACCAUGAGAUUGGGCGAUGCUAUUAUGAAACUAAUAAGUUGGACCUUGCAAAAAUAUAUGCACACCAGUCCUUGGAAGAAGCGGUUAAAAUCAACGACGACAUUUGGGCGAUGAACGCUUGUAUUUUGUUAGGGCAGUGCGACACCAAAACUCGCUCAUUUGAGAAAGCUCUUGACCACUUUGAAAAAGCUGAAGACUACGCUCUGAAAUGUGGAAACAAGGGAAAUGUGACUCUGCUUCGUGAAGGACAACAAUGCAUCAAAGUCUAUCUGGAUAAACAGAACCCAGACUCUGCAGCACCUAACAAGCGUAGCAGCAGCCACGAUAGUGCCGAUUUGGAUCAUCAAGAGUCUGAGGACUCUUUUCACGAAACCUAAAUCCGAACACUUUUUGUUAUUCCUUAUUUGUCCAAUUUUAUGUAUUGUACUACAGGAGGAAAUUAUGGAGGUAUUUAUGUCACCCAAUGAGAUUCUAAU
Messenger RNA from Folsomia candida, 1793 nucleotides. Its product is annotated as tetratricopeptide repeat protein 25. The record is from RefSeq and is a predicted model, not a curated record. Lineage: Eukaryota; Metazoa; Arthropoda; Collembola; Entomobryomorpha; Isotomidae. The transcript is spliced from 16 exons. Gene Ontology annotation, molecular function: protein binding. The coding region runs from base 51 to 1694 and encodes 547 amino acids.